AAGAGUGUUACACAACACGGGAAUGUGUCGAGGCGGAUAAUAGUCAAAAUAUCUCUUCAACAUUUCUUCAUGGUUACCUGGCGCCUUCGACCACUCGGCCAUUUCACUUCUUGGCAGGUACCUCUGUAUCACCUCGAAUCCCUCUGGCUGUCAACCCAUCUUCGAACAAAGGAUCAACACAUCCAAAAGAGCAAGGCCCUGAUGGUAUCUCGACUUGAGAAAUCCGCAAUCACAAGUCUUUUCCCUACCUGAGUGAGCCCGAUCAAACAGUCACAAAAUGCCACAUCUCGCUAGAAAGUUGCUGCGAAAAGUACAACAGUUACGUCAUCGCCAUGAUGAAGCUCGCGAUGCUUCCCACCACGACCAACUAAGAAACCGAUGGCAAGGAUCAUACGCCUGUCCAGAACCACAGAACGCGACUACGACGACGACAUCCCCUGAAGUGGUUGUGGCAGUAGUCAGCCCGACAAAUUCCACGUUAUCAACCACCACCACCCAACCGGUCACAUCCCUCGCGGAAGCAGUCACAACUACCACCGCGCUCGACAACACCGCCACCGCAACACUCCCCAACAAAGUCGUAAUAGACAACACCCUCCCCUCGGGCACCAACCCCCUAGCCAACAACAUCGAAAACGUCACCUGGCUAGGCUACCAAAUAGCCAACAAUUCGUGCUCUCACCGCGACUUGGGGUUUGCGGGCAAGUUGGGAGGGAAAUGGUACUCCAUCUUUGGGGACACGUUAUGGGCUGCCCCAGGGGUGACAGACAUGUUUCUUGACCCGCCCGGCUUUCACGGCAUGGUUCGGGAUUCUAUUUCUUUGCUCACGGACGACCCACUGACGGUGGUGGACCUCCAUCUCAAUGACGACGAGCCGGUGCCACAUCAAUUGCAGUUUGUGCCUUUUAAUGAGGAGUGGGGGGAGACGAACCAGUAUGGGUUUGGGGGGACGAGUUUGUGUGAGGUUGACGAGGAGACGGGGAUGGGGGUGCUCUAUUACCUGGUGAAUGGGAAUGAAUCCCGCGGUUUAAUCGGUGCUGGCGUGGCGCGAGUUGAGCUCAUCGACGAGGUCCCUACCGUUACACACCGGUACGGCAGUCAAGGUUGGUGGUGGGACUCGAAGAAAUAUGCCAGAUAUGGUGAUCAGAUUGCGUAUCGGGAUGAGAAUUCGGAGUAUAUCUAUAUUUGGGGUGGACCGCCGGAUUAUAUCAAGGAUUGGAGUACCAUCAACUACCACUACCUUGCUAGGGUGAAGGCGAAGAAGGCGUUUGAUUUGGGGGCGUAUGAGUACUAUUGGGGAAAGCAGAAGGGGUGGAGGAAGCAGGUGCUGGAUCGGUUUGAUACUGAGACGUCGGUUAUGUGGGGGAGUGGACAGGGGCAGGUGCAUUGGAGUGAGUAUUGGGGGUGUUAUUUGCUGGUGCAUUUGGGGAUUGCUGGUGGGGCGGUGUUUAUCCGGACGGCGGACAACUUGGAAGGGCCUUGGACGCCGGAUGUGCAGAUUUUCCAGGCGAUGCCUAUUGAUGAUGGGUUGGUGUACGCCGGGGUGGCACACCCGUAUUUGGAUGAGACGGGAAAGACGCUGGUGGUGUCUUAUACGAACAACAACCAUAUUGAAGUGCUGAGGGUGGAGUUUGCAUGAUAUUACACUGGACAAAAAGAGUCUACAACACAUUAUUAUUUUUCACUACCUAAUCCGGGCAAGGGGAACUCCGUCAGACCGCCC
Molecule: messenger RNA, 1723 nt
Organism: Podospora pseudocomata
Lineage: Eukaryota; Fungi; Ascomycota; Sordariomycetes; Sordariales; Podosporaceae
Exons: 4
Coding region: 278-1639 (453 amino acids)
Source: RefSeq, a predicted model, not a curated record